UCUUAACAGGCUUAACUAGUCUCUACUGAAGUAAAAAAAGCAACCCUAUCUCUUUUAUAUUUGGUAGAGUAGUAGUUGAGCUCUAAAAUAAUUUCCAUCUCCUCCCAUCCUUGUUUGAACUCUUCCAAACCUUCUCCAGUUCUCCUUCCUUUACUCCCCUGUGAAUAAUCAUUUAUUUAGUAGUUUCUCUUCUUGCUUUUUCAUCUAAGCUACGCAUGGGAAUAGUUACUGAAAGUCUGAAACCUUCAUAGCUCUCACACCAAACUCUCAGCCAUGUCAGGGAAGUCAUGGAAAUCUCUUCUCAGGGGCUGUUGUGGGAGCUCCAGUAAUGACCAACAAGGAAAGCUUGCCUCAAAGCAAAGAUCUCUUCAACGGCUUUCGUUCUCAGAAAUAAGCCACUCGCCGGGCCCGCUUUCACCCAGUGAUCUCACCGUCUCUCUUGCAGGCUCAAACCUUUACGUCUUCUCCCUUGCAGAGCUUCAAAUGGUGACAGGAGGAUUCUCGAACAGCAAUUUCCUUGGAGAAGGCGGCUUUGGGCCUGUGUAUAAAGGGUUCAUCGACGAAAAGGUGAGGCCUGGAAUGGAAGCUCAGACUGUCGCCGUGAAGUUGCUUGAUCUCGACGGCGUGCAGGGCCACAGGGAGUGGCUGGCUGAAGUGAUCUUUCUUGGGCAAUUGAGUAAUCCACAUCUUGUGAAGCUAAUUGGUUACUGUUAUGAGAAUGAACACAGGCUGCUGGUUUAUGAGUACAUGGCAAAAGGAAGCUUGGAGAACCAUUUGUUUAAGAGACACUUCACCUCCUUGCCAUGGCUGACAAGGUUGAAGAUUGCAGUGGGAGCUGCCAAAGGACUGGCCUUCCUCCAUGAAACUGAGAAACCAGUGAUAUACAGGGAUUUCAAAGCAUCUAACAUAUUGUUGGAUUCGGACUUCACACCAAAGCUUUCAGACUUCGGCCUUGCAAAGGAUGGCCCUGAAGGAGACAACACCCAUGUCUCUACCAGAGUUAUGGGUACUGAAGGCUACGCUGCACCAGAGUACAUCAUGACAGGCCAUCUCACAACAAAAAGUGACGUCUACAGCUAUGGAGUUGUAUUGCUUGAGCUUCUAACAGGAAGAAGAUCGGUAGACAAGACUCGCCCAAGCAGAGAACAGAACCUUGUAGAAUGGGCUCGGCCUUGCCUUAACGACACUAGAAAGCUAAUGAGAAUCAUGGACACCAGCCUCGAUCAACAGUACUCUCACAAAGCUGUUCAGAAGGCAGCAACAGUAGCCUAUCAGUGCUUGAACCAUACCCCGAAAUCAAGGCCUCAGAUGUCCACCAUUGUUGAGAUUCUGGAGCCUCUCCUGGACUUUGAUGAUGGAAUGAUUGGAACCUUUGUGUUCUCAGUAGAAACAGAGGUUGUUGGAGAAGAGGAGGAGGAGGAGGAGAAGAAAGGUUGCAAUGGGAGUGGUAAUGGAAAUUAUCAUAAGGGACAGAGACACAAGAUGAGGUCAAGCAAGUGUGGAAGGCAUAGUGAUGUUUUGCUUUACAGAAAUUCUGCAACAAAUUAUAGCAGGAAGGGCACAGGAGCAAUGGUAGUUAACAUGGAGUGUGAAUAGAUAAUUACCUUAAGCAUUUAGUGUGCUUUUAGAUUAGAGAAGAUAAUUAAUUACCUUAAACAUUCUUCACAAACAGAGAAGGCUUCACCCAUUAUAAGAUAUUAUGAGCUAAACUUUACUUCAGAAUCAAGACAUCCAUUACUGUUUUGAAAUAGUUACAGACAGUAAAAAAAAUAAAAAUUCUUCUGAAAA
Messenger RNA from Dendrobium catenatum, 1788 nucleotides. RefSeq names its product serine/threonine-protein kinase RIPK-like. The record is from RefSeq and is a predicted model, not a curated record. Gene Ontology annotation, biological process: protein phosphorylation. NCBI's taxonomy places the organism in Eukaryota, Viridiplantae, Streptophyta, Magnoliopsida, Asparagales, Orchidaceae. Bases 274 to 1596 code for a protein of 440 amino acids. Gene Ontology annotation, molecular function: ATP binding; protein kinase activity. The transcript is spliced from 5 exons.